Messenger RNA from Labeo rohita (rohu), 837 nucleotides. Its product is annotated as chemokine XC receptor 1-like. The transcript has a single exon. NCBI's taxonomy places the organism in Eukaryota, Metazoa, Chordata, Actinopteri, Cypriniformes, Cyprinidae. The record is from RefSeq and is a predicted model, not a curated record. Gene Ontology annotation, cellular component: membrane. Gene Ontology annotation, biological process: positive regulation of Rho protein signal transduction; phospholipase C-activating G protein-coupled receptor signaling pathway. Gene Ontology annotation, molecular function: G protein-coupled receptor activity. Bases 1 to 837 code for a protein of 278 amino acids.
AUGAAUAACUAUACAGUGAACUUCACCUCACCUGAAACAUCUACAGACUCCCCAAUUCAGUCCACUGGACCACUGGAGAUUUGUGUGUUUAUCAUCAUUUUGUUGUUUGGUCUUCCUACACUCUUCUAUGUCAUAUGGCUCAUCAUCACAGGAACAGGAAAUGGAGUUGCAUCAGAGUUCUUCAUCCUCAAUCACUUUGUUUGUGAGAUUGGUAACUGUCUGUUAUGUAUUUUUGAUGCAAUGGUAAUGUGGUUUUCAUGUCUCAACAUAGUAUCAAACUUUCUUAGAGGGCUCGCCAUCACUGGUCGCCCUUUGUUUCAGUGUCUGAUCUGUGUUGAGCGUUACCUGGCAGUAGUUUAUCCUGUAACCUUUUUGAGGUUCAAACCUCUCAUGUGUAGAGUGAUCUGCUGCAUUGUGGUCUGGAUACUUAUUAUUGGGUCCUGUUUGUGCAGCAUGUUUAUGUUAAUGUUCUCUAAUUCAACUGUACAUAUGUGGUUCUUUGCACUGCAAUUUCUACUCUUCUUCUCCAUCCAGUUGUUUUGUCUUGUGGCUGUUCUCAGAGCUCUGAAGCAGUCAGGACCAGGAGAAAGAAGGAGAGAAAGAAAAGAGGAAAACCACAUGAAGAGAAGAGCAUUUUAUAUUAUUCUAAUAACUACUCUGAGCAUUGCUAUUAUAUAUGUGCCAUAUAUAAUCAUGGGAUUCUCUUCAAUUUUGACUCAUCGGUUGAUUAAGGAACUGUCUACUUUUAGUUAUGUUUGUUAUGUACUGGCUGGUUUUGUUCAGCCUGUUCUUUUUCUACAACGAGCUGGAAAAUUGCCCUGCUUCUGUUCCCCAUGA